GUUGUUGGCACUGCUCGCAUUGAUUGAACCAUCCAUCCCAGAGCAUUGCAGUCCUUCAGAUCACUUUGCACUUUUCAUCAUGUUGAACACGCCGGGCAUCUGCUUAGAGCAAUACGCUCUUUCCUUCCAAAAUGGCUUCCUUCCCGAUAGUCCUCCUCUACAACAACUCCCUGAUCCCUACUACUCCCCCUGGGAAAGCAUCGCCGCCAACUUAUCCACUCGUAUCGAAGAGCUAGCGAUAAGGCAGUCGGUGGAUGAGUUGCCCGUUCUUACCACUAGCAAGCUAGCAUCCGAGCCGGAAUGGAGGAGAGCAUACGUCGUGCUUGCUUAUCUUACCCAUGCCUACAUUUGGGGUGGAGAUGCACCUCGAGAAGUGUUACCACCCUGCAUCUCGCGGCCCUUUAUUGAAGUGUCGAAACAUCUAGAACUCCCACCGUGUGCAACGUACGCAGCUCUGAACCUAUGGAACUUCAAAGUCUCAGAAGACAACGCCGACCUGACUGACCCCGAUAACCUAUCGGUUGUCAACUCGUUCACUGGCACGAAAGACGAGGAAUGGUUUUUUAUGAUUUCGGUGGCACUGGAGGCCAAGGGGGCACAGCUUAUCCCACUGAUGACCAAUGCCAUCCAGGCCGCCAGUGUCGAUGACGCCGUGCUGGUAAAAGCACAUCUUGACCAGCUGGCCGAAGGCCUUGUGGAGCUUGGGGAGUUGUUGGAGCGUAUGUAUGAGCACUGUCAGCCAACCGUGUUCUAUCAUCAACUACGUCCCUUCCUAGCAGGUAGCAAGAAUAUGGCAGUAGCUGGGCUGCCGAGGGGCGUGUAUUACGACAUGGGAGAUGGUGAAGGUGAAUGGCGUCAGCACAGUGGCGGCAGCAAUGCGCAAAGCUCUCUGAUCCAGACAUUCGAUAUAUUCCUUGGUGUGGUGCACCAUGCCACGGGGGAAGCCAAGGGCUCUACCGGGAAGCCCCCUGUUGCUUCCAAGGCCGGAUUCAUAGAGCAAAUGCGCAAAUACAUGCCAGGACCUCACAGCCGCUUCCUCGAGAUGAUGGUUCGCACAGCCAAUAUCCGCUCAUAUGCUCUGAGCCACAAGGCUGACUCGCCUGUACGGGAUGCAUACAACGGAGCCGUGAUGUCACUGGGAAGAUUUCGAGACAAGCAUGUCAAGAUGGUGACACGAUACAUUAUCGGGCCUGCGCGCGCUACGCCCCCAAUUGAGACGUCUUCGCAGAUCAAUCUGGCGACCAGGACGUCCACGCGCAUGGAAAGCUGGAAUGGACAAGGAGUUACUGAUGGAGUCCAUGGCACGGGAGGGACUGACCUGAUUCCAUUCUUGAAGCAAACACGAGAUACUACCAAGGCUGCAGCUUGCUACUCAGAUUGA
Messenger RNA from Aspergillus japonicus CBS 114.51, 1381 nucleotides. RefSeq names its product indoleamine 2,3-dioxygenase. Gene Ontology annotation, cellular component: cytoplasm. Gene Ontology annotation, biological process: 'de novo' NAD+ biosynthetic process from L-tryptophan. Gene Ontology annotation, molecular function: heme binding; metal ion binding; indoleamine 2,3-dioxygenase activity. The transcript is spliced from 3 exons. Lineage: Eukaryota; Fungi; Ascomycota; Eurotiomycetes; Eurotiales; Aspergillaceae. The record is from RefSeq and is a predicted model, not a curated record. Bases 80 to 1381 code for a protein of 433 amino acids.